Brenthis ino (lesser marbled fritillary) is the source of this 1203-nucleotide messenger RNA. Lineage: Eukaryota; Metazoa; Arthropoda; Insecta; Lepidoptera; Nymphalidae. The record is from the annotation of a GenBank genome assembly.
AUGCAAGGCGUCAGUGCUCCGCGUGAGCCUGCGCCAGUAUUGAGCACAAGUUCCACCAUCCUCAAUAUGCGGGAAAAAGAGAAAUAUAUAGAAGAUUUCGAUUUUCCCUUUUGUGAUGAAUCUUCUAAAUACGAAAAGGUUGCAAAAAUUGGUCAAGGAACUUUCGGAGAAGUGUUCAAAGCUCGUGCCAGGAAUAGCAACAAAAAAUUUGUUGCCAUGAAGAAAGUUCUGAUGGACAAUGAAAAGGAGGGCUUCCCGAUCACAGCAUUGCGAGAAAUUAAAAUUUUGCAGUUAUUAAAACAUGAAAAUGUUGUUAAUUUAAUUGAAAUUUGCAGGACUAAGGCGACAUUACACAAUAAGUACAGAUCAACUUUCUAUUUAGUUUUUGAUUUUUGUGAACACGAUUUAGCUGGUUUGCUGUCUAAUGUUAAUGUGAAGUUUAGUUUAGGUGAAAUAAAAAAAGUUAUGCAACAACUUUUAAAUGGAUUAUACUACAUACAUAGCAAUAAAAUUCUCCAUAGAGAUAUGAAGGCUGCAAAUGUGUUAAUAACAAAGAAUGGAAUUUUGAAGCUGGCUGACUUUGGAUUGGCUCGAGCUUUUAGUGUUGCUAAAUCUGGACAAGCCAAUAAAUAUACUAAUAGAGUAGUAACAUUAUGGUAUAGACCUCCAGAACUUUUAUUGGGUGAUCGCAAUUAUGGACCACCUGUGGACAUGUGGGGUGCAGGCUGCAUCAUGGCUGAGAUGUGGACUCGAUCACCUAUUAUGCAGGGUCCCACAGAACAGCAACAAUUGAUCCUAAUUUCACAGCUUUGUGGCUCGUGUACACCAGACGUUUGGCCGGGAGUUGAAAGUCUAGAUUUGUAUAAUAAAAUGGAAUUGCCUAAAGGUCAGAAGAGGAAAGUCAAGGAGAGGUUAAAGCCGUAUGUAAAAGAUCCUUAUGGUUGUGACCUUCUUGAUAAACUAUUACAGUUGGAUCCUGCAAAGAGGUUUGAUGCAGAUACCGCACUUAACCACGACUUCUUCUGGACUGACCCCAUGCCAUGUGACUUAGCGAACAUGUUAGCACAACACACACAGAGCAUGUUUGAAUAUCUGGCACCACCUAGAAGACCUGGUCAUUUAAGGCAUCACCACCACCCACCAGGGGCUCAGCCGAAACCUACUCAGGCUACUCAGGACUCGGGAUAUCAAGAUAGAGUGUUU